Sus scrofa (pig) is the source of this 951-nucleotide messenger RNA. NCBI's taxonomy places the organism in Eukaryota, Metazoa, Chordata, Mammalia, Artiodactyla, Suidae. The record is from RefSeq and is a predicted model, not a curated record.
CGGUGCCCCGGGGGGCGGGGCAAAGCCAAAGCCCCCUUCCCCCCGUUGGCCCACCAAGCUGGCUCGAGGCUGCAGGUUGGCUGGACACCCCCGACUGGGUUGGGCCAGCUGGGAGAUUUAAGUGCAGCGUCCAGUUGGCUGAGGAAGGAGGGCAAGGAUGGGGCCGGGCUGGCUACUGCCCGUGCUGGGCCUGGCGCUGGUGCUGGCUGAGGGGUCCCAGGCACAGGAGCAGCUCCCUAGGGCAUCCCACAACCUCAAUUGGAGCAAGUUUUCAGGGUUCUGGUACAUUCUUGCCGUUGCCUCCGAGGCCCGGGGGUUCCUGCCAGGCCGAGACAAGAGGAAGCUGGGGGCUUCGGUGGUGAGGGUUCAGAAACCCGGGCAGCUGAAGGUGGUCCUUGCCUUUAACCGGUCCCAGGGGUGCCAGGCGCACUCGCUGAUCCUGCGGCGAGAUGGCAAGAAGGCGGUGUUCAGGAACGCCCGUGCGUACGGCCGUGGGAGAGUGGGGGGAGCCCACGACCCUGGGGAGGGCCCCGGCCGCAAUGCCCCCCGACCGUCCUUCCCCGGGCGGGGCGCCGGGGGGCUGUCAGGCGGCUCUGUGCUUCUCCUCCGUCCAGCAAGGGGCGUGGAGGGCUUCCGCGUGCUGUCCACGGACUACAGCGCUGGCGUGGUUGACCUGCGCCUGGGCCGGGCCGGCCGGGCCACCAAGACGCUGCUGCUCUUCAGCAGACGGGACACGUCCAGCUUCCUGAGCCUGAAAAAGUUUGCGGACGUGUGCAGGGUGCUGGAGCUCAGCGACGCGCUGACCAUCCUCCCCAAAGACGGUAAACGUGGCCCCAGACGCGCGGGCUGCCGGGACAGCACCGUCCCUGGCCCCACACCCAUCCCGUGGGGGGCAGAGAGGCAGGGAUGACUGGGGCCCUUUUUAAAGGCCUGAAGCCACCGUGAGGGCAU